GCCGAGCAAAAUCGCGACGGCAUUCCAACAUGGACGUCUGAACAGUCGGCAGGUGUCCGGAGGAGCGAAAUCAGACCAAGUCAGGUGCCAUUAUUGCCGCCGAAGGUGGUUUUCGCCCCCGGAUCCGCCCCCGAUGACCUUUUGCCACCUGCACCAGGUGCAAACGGAGAUUUCAGUUCGUGCUUGCGGAAAGUGUGAGAGAAAUUCGAGGAGCCGAUCGCUUAAAUCAUUGUUUUGAUGAAGCGUUGCUCGUCGCUCAACAAACUGUUCAGCUGCAAACAGUCGCCGGGCAAACUGAAAAUGUGGAUCGCCAGCAAGGUGGACCUGACGGCGCAGAUGGAGAGCGUGUUCGCCGAUCUGCACGCCGAAUGCCGACACAACGCGCCCGGCUCCAGACUCAGCCUCUCCAUCAGGACCAGGCUCGAGCGAUUUCCGCGCGCCUAUCGAAAGGAGAUCGUGAGUCGGACGCAGCACGGAUGCGCGCCGCUGUUCGUGGCGUGCAAGCGCGGCCACGCGGAGAUGGUCGAUUAUUUGCUGACGGUGUGUGACGCGGACGUGGAGCAGCGCGGCCUGUUCGAGGUGCCGGACGACCGGUCGGUGCACUGCGUGACACCCCUUUGGUGCGCGGCCGUGUCGGGCCGCCUCGAGGUCAUCAAGUGCCUGUUGGAGCACAAAGCGGACGUCAACGCCGUGUCUGACUCUGGCUCGACGCCCGUCCGCAGCGCCUGCUUCAUGACGCACGUUGACGUCGUCCAGCUGCUGGUCGAGAACGGCGCCGACAUCCACCGCGCCAACUACAACGGCGGCACCUGCCUCAUCAACUCCGUCCAGUCCGUGCAUCUCUGCAAACUCCUCCUCGAGAACGGUGCAGAGGUCAACACGAGGGAUAUCCAACACAAAACUGCCCUUCACUAUGCCAUCCAGGAGCACCGCCUUGAGACGACAAAACUCCUCCUGGCCUACGGAGCAAACCCUUUUUAUCGCAGCAGGUACAACGACGACGCCCUCCAAACGGCGUGUCUGAAGGGUGCCACCCUGAUUUUUGACCUGCUCGUCGAAAGCUACAACUACCCCUUUGAGAGAAUCGCCGACGCGCUCGAGUUGAUGGGUUCGACUUAUUUGGACGAGCACAACGACACGCAGAUGGCGCUCUAUUACUGGGAAAGAGCCACCGACCUCAGGAACACGUACAACCUUUACCCAAAAAACAGGGCCAACCCGCAUUGUCAGCAGCUGGCUUCGUCCAGGGCUGCAUAUAACUACACCACAGAGUUCGAGACUGAGGAGGAUUUGCGCAGCAUUUCGCUUGAUGUCGACGAAAUGAGGAUCCAGUCCCUGCUGGUUUGUGAAAGGAUCCUUGGUGUGUAUCACAAAGACAUGCUUUUCCGGCUGAUGUACCGCGGCGCUGCCUAUGCAGACGCCCUUCAGUACCAGCGCUGCAUCGACCUGUGGAGAUACGCACUCGAAGUUCGAGUGGCCAAGGACUCGAUUCUCUUUAACGACACAUGCUUCACGGCGCAGGCGCUCGUCAGGCUCUAUCUCGACCUCCACGAACGGAGGGCUGGAAACCAGAACCAACCGUGGGCCCAACAGGCACCCCAGUUCAAUGAGCAACUUAAAUUUAGCGAUGUGUUUAACACAACUCUGGUGAUAGUCAAGGAACUCAACACUUCAAAGCAACUUCUGGCAGUUGAACCUGUACACAAAAGGCAGCAGGAGUCUUUCGAUAGAAUUCUCAAGUGCAUGACGCACCUGAUCCACCUUUUAAUUGCUAUCUCUGAGACUGACAACGACAAAUCUGCUACGCGAGAGUUAGUGAGGGAGGCCGUGAAAUGUGACCCACGGUCGACGCACGGAGAUUCUCUUUUGCACUUGGUUGCAACCAAGAACAACACCAUCAAGAGCACAUAUUUCGCCGAAGAUAGUGGAUACGUUUUUCCCAGUGCCUCCGUGGCCAGAUUGCUCAUUGAGUGUGGCGCCAACGUUGUAUCUCGAAACUACAGACAUUGCACCCCUCUUCAUUUUGUUGCGUUACCUACUAAUUACAAUCAAGAGUUUGUGAAACUGCUGCUGGACAACGGUGCUCACAUCGACCACCAGAACAACCUCGGCGAGACACCCGCCACAACCUUGAAGGCCAACCCUGCAUGCACGCUACCACUCAUGCAGCACAUGUCCCUUCGAUGCUUGGCAGCAUCAGUGGUUGUCAACCACAAAAUCCCUUAUGUAGGCAUCGUGCCAACCACUGUGGCGCAUUUUGUCCGUCGGCAUGACACUUAUUAGCCAUGCUAGUUGUAAAACCUUUCAUUGUGAUCCAGAGAUUAAUUUUCUAAAUAAAGAAGUCGGAAGAAAUGUAUUUAA
Molecule: messenger RNA, 2361 nt
Organism: Neocloeon triangulifer
Lineage: Eukaryota; Metazoa; Arthropoda; Insecta; Ephemeroptera; Baetidae
Gene: m-cup
Product: protein fem-1 homolog C
Exons: 7
Coding region: 238-2283 (681 amino acids)
Biological process (GO): ubiquitin-dependent protein catabolic process
Cellular component (GO): ubiquitin ligase complex
Molecular function (GO): protein binding
Source: RefSeq, a predicted model, not a curated record